AUGGGGUUAAAUCCAUUACAGGAUGUUAACACUACUUACCCUGUGCAUCGGCCGCCCCCUCAGCAAUUACUGGAGUAUCGGCCGAUGUUAGGCACAGAUAAUUUAUUGGAGGGUAUCAAGACGCAGGAAUCAGUGUUUCACAAAUUAGCGGUUGGUGAAUCAGCUGGGCGAGAACGUCUUAAACAAGUGAGCGGCACAGAGACGAUGACUCACGCGCAGCCGUGCUCGGUGCAAGCGAGCGACGAACACGAGACCACGAAGGCCGGUGGUUGUACUGCAGUACCUUUGCAGCAAUCGUUAGCCGAUAUUGCGCGCUGCGGAGUAUGGAGGCAACCGGCUACUGAUGAAAAUGGGUAA
Molecule: messenger RNA, 357 nt
Organism: Parnassius apollo (apollo)
Lineage: Eukaryota; Metazoa; Arthropoda; Insecta; Lepidoptera; Papilionidae
Source: the annotation of a GenBank genome assembly